ACAGUGCUUAGAAGCCAUCUGUCCAGCAAAUGUCCACUGUCCACAGCACAGAGCCUUGACCUUGGCAGCGUGAAGAGACAAAUAUGCACUAGACACUGCCCAGCAAGCCGAGGAAGCCGCCGCUGAGCCCUGAGUUCGAGCCUCCUGCCCACCAUGGCCUCGGCGGACAAGAAUGGCGGGAACCUGUCCUCUGUGUCCAGCAGCCGUCUGCAGAGCCGGAAGCCACCCAACCUGUCCAUCACAAUCCCUCCCCCUCCCCCCGAGACCCAGGCCCCCAGCGAGCGGGACAGCAUGCUGCCUGAGAGGCCCAAGAACCCAGCCUACUUGAAGAGCGUCAGCCUCCAGGAGCCGCACGGACGGUGGCAGGACGGCAGCGAGAAGCGCCCCGGCUUCCGCCGCCAGGCCUCUCUGUCCCAGAGUAUCCGCAAGGGCACAGCCCAGUGGUUUGGCGUCAGCGGCGAAUGGGAAGGCAAGCGGCAGCACUGGCAGCGUCGCAGCCUGCACCACUGCAGCGUGCGCUACGGCCGGCUCAAGGCCUCGUGCCAGAAGGACCUGGAGCUCCCCAGCCAGGAGGUGCCCUCCUUCCAGGGCAUCGAGUCUCCCAAGUCCUGCAGGAUGCCCAAGAUUGUGGAUCCGCUAGCCCGGGGCCGGGCCUUCCGCCACCCAGACGAGGUGGACCGCCCACACGCGCCUCACCCGCCGCUCACCCCGGGGGUCCUGUCCCUCACCUCCUUCACCAGCGUCCGCUCGGGCUGCUCCCACCUGCCCCGCCGCAAGAGGAUGUCCGUGGCCCACAUGAGCUUUCAGGCCGCCGCCGCCCUCCUCAGGGGGCGCUCGGUGCUGGAUGCCGCCGGACAGCGGAGCCGGGUGGUCAAACGCAGCUUCGCCUACCCCAGCUUCCUGGAGGAGGACGCUGUCGACGGGGCGGACACCUUCGACUCCUCCUUUUUUAGUAAGGAAGAAAUGAGCUCCAUGCCGGAUGAUGUGUUUGAGUCCCCUCCACUCUCUGCCAGCUACUUCCGCGGGAUCCCACGCUCGGCCUCCCCAGUGUCCCCCGUGGGAAUGCAGAUCGCGCUGAAGGACGGGGCCCGAGCUGCAGCCCCCACGGCCCGGCGGGGCACACGCAUCGCCUCCAAAGUGAGGCACUUCGCCUUUGACCGGAAGAAGCGGCACUACGGCCUGGGCGUGGUGGGCAACUGGCUGAACCGCAGCUAUCGCCGCAGCAUCAGCAGCACCGUGCAGCGGCAGCUGGAGAGCUUCGACAGCCACCGGCCCUACUUCACCUACUGGCUGACCUUCGUCCACGUUAUCAUCACCCUGCUGGUCAUCUGCACCUACGGCAUCGCGCCUGUGGGCUUUGCCCAGCACGUCACCACCCAGCUGGUGCUGAGAAGCAAAGGCUUUUACGAGAGCGUCAAGUACAUCCAGCAGGAGAACUUCUGGGUCGGGCCCAGCUCGCUCGACCUGAUCCACCUGGGAGCCAAGUUCUCACCCUGCAUCCGGAAGGACCAGCAAAUCGAGCAGCUGGUGCAGCGCGAGCGGGAGCUGGAGCGAGACUCGGGCUGCUGCGUCCAGAAUGACCACUCGGGCUGCAUCCAGACCCAGAGGAAGGACUGCUCGGAAACGCUCGCCACUUUUGUCAAGUGGCAGGAUGAUACGGGCCCCCCCAUGGACAAGUCCAAUCUGGGCCAGAAGCGGACGUCCGGGGCUGUGUGCCACCAGGACCCCAGGACCUGUGAGGAGCCAGCCUCCAGUGGCGCCCACAUCUGGCCCGAUGACAUCACCAAGUGGCCGAUCUGCACAGAGGAGGCCGGGAGCAACCUCACGGGCAUUCUGCACAUAGACUGCGAGAUCAAAGGCCGCCCCUGCUGCAUAGGCACCAAGGGCAGCUGCGAGAUCACCACUAGGGAGUACUGUGACUUCAUGCAUGGCUAUUUCCACGAAGACGCGACUCUCUGUUCCCAGGUGCACUGCUUGGAUAAGGUGUGUGGGCUGCUUCCCUUCCUCAACCCAGAGGUCCCCGAUCAGUUCUACAGGCUCUGGCUGUCUCUGUUCCUGCAUGCUGGCGUGGUGCACUGCCUCGUGUCUGUGGUCUUCCAAAUGACCAUCCUGAGAGACCUGGAGAAGCUGGCCGGCUGGCACCGGAUCGCCAUCAUCUUCAUCCUCAGCGGCAUCACCGGCAACCUCGCCAGUGCCAUCUUCCUCCCAUACCGGGCAGAGGUGGGCCCGGCCGGCUCGCAGUUCGGCCUCCUUGCCUGCCUCUUUGUGGAGCUCUUUCAGAGCUGGCAGCUGCUGGAGCGGCCCUGGAAAGCCUUCUUCAACCUUUCGGCCAUCCUGCUCUUCCUCUUUGUGUGCGGCCUCCUGCCCUGGAUCGACAACAUCGCCCACAUCUUUGGCUUCCUCAGUGGCAUGCUGUUGGCCUUCGCCUUCCUGCCCUACAUCACCUUUGGGACCAGCGACAAGUACCGCAAGCGAGCCCUCAUCCUGGUGUCGCUGCUGGUCUUCGCCGGCCUCUUCGCCUCCCUGGUCCUCUGGCUCUACAUCUACCCCAUCAACUGGCCCUGGAUCGAAUACCUCACCUGCUUUCCCUUUAUCAGCCGCUUCUGCGAGAAGUACGAGCUGGACCAGGUGCUACACUGACGCCCCCUGACCUGGCCAGGCCAGGGACGAUGCCCGCUGUGCCGUCUGCCCCGCGCACCAGAGGCUCACGGGCAAGACCUCAGGCCCUUUCUGCCAGGCAAGGCCGACCGGGUGAGACGAUCAGGAAGGACAGGAUCAGGACCCCCAGGACAUUGCUUUCCUGAAGCUCCAGUCCCAAGCCUGCCUACCUCCUCGCAGUAAGGAAUGCCUAGGGCAGAGUAAGAAAGCCUUCCCCGGGCCCCGGCUGCUCGCGCCUUCACUGUGUGAUCGCGCUGUGCACACAGCUGCUCCUCCACUGGACCCCCGCAGCGGGGUCCCCCGGGCUCACAGAACUUCCACACUGUCUUAUAUCUCCUGGACUGGCCACUGUGGAGAGGCUUUGGCCACAGGCUGGUGGCAACGAACAGGCAAGAGGACACGACUGGACAAGGAUGCUGGGAGCCUUUGUGUUAGCGGCCGCCCCUCAGCCCUGGCUCCGGCCCCGCCUUCGGCUCCCGGGUGGCGACCCCGUCACUUCUCUCACCCCGAGCAGUUCCAGGACCUGCUCGCUGGGGGCUGGCUGGGGGGGUCUCAGGCAGGGCUGGUGUUCUCUCACUCACUUUAAAAAACCGGCUUACAUCACGGUCCUAAUUUUGAAAAGGCAACGCUAACUUUGUACGGAUGAUGUGAGAAGUGUAUUAAAAGAGAUUCUUCACGGAAA
This is a messenger RNA of Dipodomys ordii (Ord's kangaroo rat), 3340 nucleotides long. It is a transcript of the gene Rhbdf2, whose product is annotated as rhomboid 5 homolog 2 (Drosophila). Gene Ontology annotation, cellular component: endoplasmic reticulum membrane. Lineage: Eukaryota; Metazoa; Chordata; Mammalia; Rodentia; Heteromyidae. Gene Ontology annotation, biological process: regulation of epidermal growth factor receptor signaling pathway; regulation of protein secretion. Bases 154 to 2640 code for a protein of 828 amino acids. Gene Ontology annotation, molecular function: serine-type endopeptidase activity. The transcript is spliced from 18 exons. The record is from RefSeq and is a predicted model, not a curated record.